UGUUGGUGUUGAGAGAAUUGUGGAAAGGGGUAGGCAGCUCCACCACCUCCGUCGUUGGUGUGGGCCAUAAUGGAUCAACGCACCCCUCUCUCCGACCCCUCCACGCCCACAACUCCCAGGUCCACCUUCUUCCUCUCCACCUCCGGCAAGGCCCUCCUCCUCUCCAACUCCGCCAAGCGCCCCGACACUCCCCGCAAGAAGUAUGUCAAGCAGGUCACCGGCCGCCACAACGACACCCACCUCCACCUCGCCGCCCAGCGCGGCGACGCCGCCUCCGUCCGCACCGUCCUCGCCGAGAUCGACUCCCUCAUGAUGGGCACCUUCGAGUUCGACGCCGAGGUUGCCCACUUUAGGUCCGCCAUCUUCAACGAGGUCAACGACUUGGGAGAAACCGCGCUCUUCACCGCCGCCGAGAAGGGCCACCUCGACGUCGUCAAGGAGCUCCUCCCUUAUGCCACCGCCGAGGCUCUUUCCGUCAAAAACCGCUCCGGUUUCAACCCCUUGCACAUUGCCGCUAGCCAGGGUCAUCUUGCCAUUGUGCAGGUGCUACUAGACCAUGAGCCUGGGAUGAUUAAAACGUUUGCGCAGUCAAAUGCAACUCCUCUAAUAUCUGCAGCUACACGAGGGCAUGCAGAUGUUGUUGAGGAGUUGUUGUCUCGGGAUCCUACUCAGUUGGAGCUGACUAGGUCCAAUGGAAAGAAUGCACUCCAUUUAGCUGCACGCCAGGGACAUGUAAAUGUUGUAAAGAUACUUCUCAAGAAGGAUCCACAACUUGCUCGAAGAACUGAUAAGAAAGGGCAAACUGCACUACACAUGGCUGUCAAAGGGGUUAGUUGUGAAGUGGUGAAGCUGAUUCUUGCUGCGGAUGCAGCCAUUGUCAUGCUUCCCGACAAGUUUGGCAAAACUGCAUUGCAUGUAGCCACGAGGAAGAAGAGGGUAGAGAUAGUGAAUGAGCUGUUACUUCUUCCCGACACCAAUGUAAAUACCUUGACAAAAGACCACAAGACAGCUCUUGACCUUGCGGAGGGGCUUCCAAUAUCCGAGGAAAUUCUGGAGAUCAAAGAGUGUCUGAUUCGUUACGGUGCAGUUAAAGCCAAUGAUCUGAACCAACCAAGGGAUGAGCUAAGGAAAACCAUGACGCAGAUCAGGAAAGAUGUUUAUUUUCAGCUGGAACAAACUCGUAGAACAAACAAGAACGUGAGUGGGAUUGCCCAUGAGCUAAAGAAGUUGCACAAAGCUGGAAUCAACAAUGCUGCCAACUCAGUAACGGUGGUUGCUGUGCUAUUUGCAGCAGUUGCAUUUGCAGCAAUUUUCACAGUUCCUGGUGGGGACUAUGAAAAUGGGGUGGCAGUGAUGGCACACACAGCGUCUUUCCAAGCCUUCUUCAUAUCCAAUGCCAUUGCACUAUUCACAUCAUUAGCUGUGGUUGUGGUUCAAAUCACAGUUGUUAGAGGGGAGUUAAAGGCUGAGAGAAAAGUUGUGGAGGUGAUCAACAAGAUGAUGUGGUUAGCCUCUGUGUGCACCUCAGUUUCGUUCAUUACAGCAUCUUAUAUAGUAGUUGGUCGGCACAGUCCUUGGGCUGCAAUUCUUGUUACCGUUGUAGGGGUCAUCGUAAUGGGUGGUGUUCUUGGUACCAUGACAUACUAUGUGGUCAAAUACAAACGCUCCCGAAGAGUGAGGAAGAAAGACAAGAUAUCUAAGACGGAUUCCGAUUCUGAUGAGCCAGAAGUAAAUCCAAUCUAUGCCAUUUGAUGUUACUUUGAACUUCAAUGUAAAUUUGAUUCUUCUAUUCAAUGCUUUUGUAUUUAUUUGGCAAGCAUUGAGAAGGAGGAUUUAGCUUAAUUUGGUUUUAUUUGUUUAUAGAGAAAAAAGAUGGCUUUUAUGUAAUGUAAGUAAACAGCUCCUGUUAGUGUAUAUCAAAGGAAGUCGCAGUGGUUAGUUACACUGUUUCUUAUAAA
Molecule: messenger RNA, 1958 nt
Organism: Cajanus cajan (pigeon pea)
Lineage: Eukaryota; Viridiplantae; Streptophyta; Magnoliopsida; Fabales; Fabaceae
Product: ankyrin repeat-containing protein ITN1
Cellular component (GO): plasma membrane
Molecular function (GO): protein binding
Source: RefSeq, a predicted model, not a curated record